UGCUCCCUCCCUCUUCAGACCUGGCCGAGUCAGAGAGUCUCACAGCAGCUUCGGUGAGGUCUACGGGGUGUGUGCUCUUGCCUGGAGGGCUGAAUCGGGAGACUCGAGCGGUCUUCCGCUGUAGGGAAAUUGUGAAGUGGGAGAGUCUGGGGGACUAGAGGGAGAGCCAGCGGUCUGGGAGCAGCGGCAGCAGCAGCCUCCGACGCCGCGACAGCAGCAGCAGCUGCAACAAGUGCGUGGCGUGCCAGCCGCCUAGCCGGAGCCGGCUGCCCGCCCCAGCGAGGAGGAGCCUCGGCCGCCGCUGACGCCCACACCGUCUUCACUCCGGCCCGGCCCAGACCACGCGCGGUGGGGAGCCCGGCUGGGAUGGAGCUCGUAGCUGUGUGGUCUCGCAGGAGACGGCCCCGGGAAGCUGCCCGGGGCUGAGCCGAGGGCCAGCCGGCCGGCCCGCCCGGGGAACCGGAGGAGGAGGAGGAGGGUGGAUGCGGCUCCGAUCACCACCGUCCCCCACCCUCCCCGCCCGGUGUGAGCAGACACUGCUCCUGGACAAGAUAUGAGAAAUGAGUGUUGGACGCCGAAGGAUAAAGUUUUUGGGAGUUCUGAUGAUGGCAAACUUUUUUAUUUAUUUGAUUGUAGAAGUCUCCAAAAGUAGUAAUCAAGAAGAACGUGGAAAAGGAGAAGUUAUAUUGCCCAAAGGCAAGUUCUGGAAGAAAUAUGUACCUGCCAAGGCCUUUUGGAAUAGGGAACAAGAGAAAUUAAAUCACCUUUACAAUCCCAUUUUGAGCAUCCUGGCUAACACAACAGUAGAAGAAAAUUUGAUUUCUAAUGCAAGUGUUCUUAAUUCCUGUGAGCCAGACCUAUCGGUGAUGUCAGCAAUUAAGGAAUUUGAAAACCUACCAGAGAGAUUUAAAGAUUUUCUGCUUUAUCUGAGAUGUAGAAAUUAUUCACUACUGAUAGACCAGCAGGAAAAGUGCAAGCAGAAACCUUUCCUUCUGCUAGCUAUUAAGUCACUCACAUCCCAUUUUGAUAGAAGACAAGCAAUUCGAGAAUCCUGGGGAAAAGAGACUAAUUUUGGGAACCAGACAGUUGUAAGAGUCUUUUUAUUGGGACAGACUCCCCCUGAGGAUCAUUUUCCCAACCUUUCAGAUAUGUUGAAAUUUGAGAGUGAGAAGUACCAAGACAUUCUUCUUUGGAAUUACAGAGAUACUUUCUUCAACUUGACUCUGAAAGAAGUACUGUUUCUGAAGUGGGUGAGCACUUCUUGCCCAGAUGUCCAGUUUGUUUUCAAGGGGGAUGAUGAUGUUUUUGUCAAUACUCAUCAGAUCCUAAAUUACUUGAAUAGCAUAUCCAAGGAGAAAGCCAAAGACUUAUUUAUAGGUGAUGUGAUCAAAGAUGCUGGACCUCAUCGGGAGAAAAAGCUAAAGUACUAUAUCCCAGAAAGUGUUUAUGAAGGCGCCUAUCCUCCUUAUGCGGGAGGGGGUGGAUUUCUCUACUCUGGCAGUCUAGCCCUGAGGCUGAACAAAGUGUCCGAACAGGUCCUUCUCUAUCCCAUUGAUGACGUUUAUACAGGCAUGUGCCUUCAAAAACUUGGCCUCGCUCCAGAAAAACACAGAGGUUUCAGAACAUUUGAUAUAGAAGAAAAAAACAGGAAAAAUAUUUGCUCUUACACAGACUUAAUGUUAGUACAUAGCAGAAAACCACAGGAAAUGAUUAGCAUUUGGUCCCAGCUUCAAAAUCUUCGUGUAAAUUGCUGAAAUAUAUGAAAGUAAAAUAUGCAUAAGAGAAUAUAUCUUUAAAAUGUCCUAAUUUUUCCCCUAUAAUUUAGGUGUAAUUUCUUGCUGAAUCAUUGGAAUUGCUUCUUUUUCUGGAAUCUUUUUAGAGGCAUUUAAACUUUUCAUCUAGUAUUUUGGAAAGUGAGAAUGCAUAUGGUCAUAAUUCUUCAUGGAACGAAUGGCAUGAAAAUUUAGUUCUGCCCAGGGGUCAUUAUGUUUGAAUGCUGUUUCCCUCUCACCUUGAAAGUCAUGAGUUCCCCAGAUUUAUAACUGCACAAUUAGAUUUAUCUUUAUUUUGUUCUCAGAAAUAAUGGAAGAGUUGUUAAUAUGCUUUUAUUCUUUAGUACAUUGGUUGUUGUAAAUUUCCUGGGUAGAAAGCCAUUUUUAUGAGAAUUAUGUCUGAGAUGCAAUGAAUUUCAUAUUAAUACAGUCUAGAGAAACUUAAAUUUAGGAAUAAUUUCUUUGUCACUUUUGUCUUUGCUGCCACCCCAACAGUAUUUUUUGAGUCAUGGCCCCCUAAUUUUUCAAAAUGAAGCCGGCUUGACUGAGUGACAGUUUUCCCCUUAGACCUGACUUUAAAAGCACCCUUCCAUCAUAGUAAUGAGAGUGGGGACACAAAUUUUCUUUCUUGGGGAUGGUAGGCAGUAUUAUUAGGAUAUUUUGUUUUAAUUUUGAAUCUUAGCUGGACAUGUAAACUUGUCUCUUGCUGAUCACAUUUUAAAAGUAGUCCCCCUUCUCAUAUUGGCAAGAGAUGAUUAUGAUCUGCUAAUGGGUAAUUGUUAUCGAAUUGCUCGCCACUUAAGAUUGUUUGGUUUGUGCUACUAAAUGGUCCUGUGGGCCUUGAGGGAAAUUCUUGAUACUUCAGGUAAUAAUUUGAAGGUGAAGACCAUUUUAUGAACAGUUUUUGUCUUUUGAACUCGAAUUCUUUUCUUGCCAUAUUUCUCACAUUGCUUGUAUAAAAUAAUUAUUCUGACUAGUGACUGAUUCCAGUGUCUAUAUGUAGAAGUGCCUGUGUUUUUAUUUAUUGUUCAGAUUGACCAAAACAUUUUGUUAAAUAUAUUUUGUGUAAUAUUUUAUUUGUAUACAGUGUUGUCCUUUAAAUAUUUAACUAGAGCAUGAUAUUUUUAAAAAGUUAAGAUGUAACAUAUCAAAUAAAACUAAGUGUUAUUUUUGAAUUCAAAAAAUUGUUUUGUGUGUAUACUAUUAGAUUUAACAAAAUCCUGCCAAACUAUUGUCUUAUGCACAUUAUCCAGUAUCAUGUUAUCUUGAAGUACCAUUUUUAUGCUUAUUCUGUCACUGAGAAUUCUUAUGCAUCAUAGAUUAUAGUUGACUAUGUAAAAGGGUGGAAAUAAAGUUAUUGUGUAUUUUUAA
Sarcophilus harrisii (Tasmanian devil) is the source of this 3143-nucleotide messenger RNA. RefSeq names its product UDP-GlcNAc:betaGal beta-1,3-N-acetylglucosaminyltransferase 2 (gene B3GNT2). Lineage: Eukaryota; Metazoa; Chordata; Mammalia; Dasyuromorphia; Dasyuridae. Gene Ontology annotation, cellular component: membrane. Bases 561 to 1754 code for a protein of 397 amino acids. Gene Ontology annotation, molecular function: hexosyltransferase activity. The record is from RefSeq and is a predicted model, not a curated record. The transcript is spliced from 2 exons.